AAAACGAAUCGUUGAGUAGUUAAAUUUAAAUUUAGAUGAAAGAUUCGUUAUAUUUUGUUCAACAGAAUUUAGUUUUCACACGAAGUGUGUCUUCACUUGCUCGCUAUAAUAUUUUAGCUCAACAAAUCACACCAGUUUCGAGCAGUUUGUCGAGUUCCAAUUGAGCAUCAAUGCCGGAUUGUUUAACAGUAUAAACACAGUGUGAAGAAGAAUAUAACAAAAUUUUCAUUCCUUGCUUCCAUGCACGCCAUAUAGGAGAAGAGUUUCUAAGAAAAUCAUAGAGAGUCUGUUUAAUCGAGAGAAACAUUCGAGUGUUAGCCGGGGUUCAGAGUGCAAAGUCUCACUUAACCGCGUAUCCUCUCUCGCUCCCGCUAGCCAGACGCUCUCUGACAUGAUGAGACGACUGAUAUUAUGGUAGGUUAAAUGACUCUCGGGGUGCGUGAAGAAGAAUUGAAUGAGCAGCAUAAUAGCGAAAAAGUUCAGUGGAAUGGAAUUAUGUGGCGUGUUUGUGUUUGUGUCAGCAGGUUGGUUUUGAAUGAAGUAUGGUUAAGACGAAAGACGAGAGCCAGAACGAGUGAGUGAGUGAGCGAGUGAGUACGCUCGGUACGGAAUAGGCAGCGGCUAUGAAGAGGGUCUUCGUUCGAUGCAUACUUGGUGGUGGCCCAAAGCAAAGAGACCAGUUUAGUUCUAUUCGAACGGUCUUCGAGGACGGUACGUUGUUUCGAGCGCGCUUCGAAUCUUGAAAAAUUCUGCGACGGCAUAGUAGGCAACGGCACACAACUCUCGCAAACCGUGUGUGUGCGCUUCAGAACAUAAAAAAGUCGAAGAAAUUAUGAGUUGAAGCUGUAUUACAAAAUCAGGAGGAGGAGUACUACACUACUCGAGGCGCAACCAAGCGACGACGGUAGAUUCACAGUGCAUGAGCUGUGCAUGUUUGUUUGUGUGAUGCGAGGAAGCUGUGCUGGCUCAGGCGAACCGGGGAAGAGUGUCUUGAAAGUAUGAUAAAGUGAAGCUGCUGGAAGCCAAAAUAUAGAAUUGAAAAAGUUUUCGCUUAUGGCGAAUGGCAAGAAAUAAGUGCAUGUAGUGUGGUAUCUGCAUUAAGUAGAAGCUAUCAGUGAUAUUAGCAAGAAAGUUCCUAACAUCUUGAGAGAGAUAGAAAAAAAUUUAUAAAGAGGGUGAAAAGAAUCAACGAAAAUCAUCAUCAUGUCCUCCGCCAGCAAAAGUAACUGCUCGCGGGCAUUCCUAUCGGUGCCGUGCUGCUACUUGCUCGUCCUGGUGCUGAGCGCUCACCUGGCAAGUGGGGACCGUUUCGGUGUGCCACCGAGAGCUGGCAGUUCUUCCGGGGCGGUUGAAGCAUCAAGUGGCGAUAAAAUGUCAUCUUCAGCUGCCGUUUCGGUACCACCUCCGCACCGGUUCCAUGCUAUCUUCCGGGGCUCUUCACCAGCAUCAUCAUCGGUGGUGACAUCGGCGGAAACAGUUUCCGUUGCCGCCGCCGCCGAACGCCAGCGAUCACCUGCGACUGGAAAGAAGAUGCUGGCUAUCAUUGCUGGCAGUUCCAGUACGGCACGGGCUGGCAACAGUACCGUCAAUAAUGGUACCAACAACCAUAAGAGCCGUGCCACUACCAAGCUGUGUCGCGAAGGUUGCUUGGAAAAGCGUUCCAUCAAGGACAUUCUCUGCACUCAGCAGCGAGAGUGCGCCAUGUGCUGGGACGUGUGCAACCGUAACCACCAGAUCCGUAAGGAGAACGAACUGGCGCAACGUUUACUGCUCAGUCUGAGCCGGAUGGUUCGCAACGAGUCUGUCGUGACGGCCGACAUCGAGUGGACCACGCCGGAGGAACUGCUAGAACAUCAGCCCCAUUCGGUGGUUCCGUCGCCGUUGGCAGCCAGUGAAAAUGUCGAACGGCUGUCGCGGAUCGCACGGGAUGAUGCCAAUCCCGGUUCGUCGGUGUCCAAAAUCAUUCAAGCUCUCAGUCAAGCUGCGGCAGCAGCACCGGAUACAAAACCGGGCACCACCACCGACAAACAAACGUUCCACCAGUGUCUCGUCUCGUGGGAAAUCUCCGGAGGUGGUCUCACCGGAAAUCUGCUAACCGAAACUGCCAAAGUGGAACUGUCGCUGUGGCCCAACACCAAAUACCACGUGCACGUGACAUGUCGGAAUAAGGAAACCGACCAACUCAUCCGAUCGCCCCCGCUGCUAAUCGACACCAGCGAGGCAACGAUCGUAAGUCUUCAGGGGACGACCACGACGCUACGGCCCCUAUCGAUCAAUUCGGUCAUCGAGGAGAUUGAUGUGGUACAAGCAACGUCCUACUCGAACGAAGGUGAAAACUCAUCACCGACCGAGACUCGCCAACAACAACAGCAGCAACUGCAGUUCCGUCGUCCACAUCUGUGGCCAAUCUACAACUCCGAACUGCCGGAAAACUCGAAAGAAAUUCUCAUCCUCGGUGUUUUCGUUGCCAUCCUGGCUUUCGUGCUGAUCGUGCUGACCGUGGUGAUUUUGGUCCGGCGGAAACAGGAACAAAUCGAAGACCGGGAACUGCUGAUCGAGAGCGAGAUCCUACCGAAAAUUCUGCACGUUUGAUAGGAUACCGGCGACGACGACGACCGAACCCGAAAAUGUUUUCUGUAAAUAGCUGUUUUUUUGUCUUGCUCCUUCUCUCCUGUCCCCCUUCUUAAAUUUUAAUUUUAUCUUAAAAACGAAAAAAAAACAACAAAAAAAAACACGAAUUCAGUAGACUACCUACUUCUCUCGUUCUAACCAGUUCUAUUUGUAAAUUAUUGAGUUCCGUAGGUUUGUUUUUACUAGGACACUUUUUUCGUUCGUUAGUUAUUGCGCUGUAUUGGCUAAAUAAUAACAUAUGGAAAAACAAAACAAAACAAAAAAAAAAAAAACGCAGUAUGUAGUGGUUAGUAGCAGUGGUAUAAAAUUAAAUAAAGAAUAAAAAAAAGAUACUAGUCCUCGUAUGCAUGUGUGGUGAGCCCCCGUAAGUGAGCGAGUAAGUAGUGAGACUGUGACAUCAUGAAUGAAAUACUCAGAGCCAGAGGUUUGACUAUUGGAAUGGUUAAAUUUAGCAGUGGUUAUGUUUAGUUAGCUGAGUUAGCAAGCUGAAGGAAGGAGAGAACAAAAGAGAAAAGAAAAUGAAAAGUUUAUCAAAGUUACUAGGAAAAAUUGCGCGCGAGCAAAUUUGAAUAAUGCUGUAAAAUAGUGCAACAAUACAAAACAAAACAAAAAAAAAAACCAAUCAUCUAUGUGUACAUUGUGUAAAAAGACUGAAAAUACUGUAAAAUAAAAUAAUUCGAAGUGAAUAAUCUUGAAAACAUAAAACAAAAA
This is a messenger RNA of Malaya genurostris, 3342 nucleotides long. RefSeq lists its product as uncharacterized. The record is from RefSeq and is a predicted model, not a curated record. The transcript has 4 exons. Bases 1204 to 2592 code for a protein of 462 amino acids. Lineage: Eukaryota; Metazoa; Arthropoda; Insecta; Diptera; Culicidae.